AUGGUCCACUCCGUACAGGAUGUUGAUCGCUCUCUUCUUCAUCUUACUUUAGAUGGUGACUCGGUACUUAACGGAAAGCUAAAAUGUCCUAAGAGGAAGUCGGGGGGAGGCGAAAUAGCGAGAGAUAUACAAUCUGCAGAAUGUUAUCCUAAGCAAAGUUUGCUAAAUCCGUCAAAUUGUGAACCCAAAAUUACAGAAGAUAUGAAUGCUGAUGAAAUGAGUGCUGAGCUUGUGUGUAAGCAGACGGACCCACCAUCCAUACCUAUUUGCAAACUUUACCCUAAUCGCAGUUAUCCUAUUGGAGAAUGCUUUGAGUAUCUGAACUGCGCUGAUGGCAAAAUGUCCAACAAUCGAAUGACUUCGGUGGAGUGUCGUGCAUUAGAUGAUGCAUGUCUCGAAACCUGGCAAGACUUUCGCGAAGCUGCAGAGGUUCAUCGACAGGUCAGGCGUUAUGUUAAAAAUUGGAUCAAACCUGGAAUGACCAUGAUUCGAAUUGUCGAAGAGUUUGAAAAUACCAGUCGAGCAUUGAUUCUAGAACGAGGUCUUCAAGCUGGUCUUGCUUUUCCUGUUGGUUGCUCACUCAAUCAUUGCGCUGCCCACUAUACUCCUAACGCGGGCGAUGAAACUAUCCUCAAAUAUAGUGAUGUGUGCAAGAUUGACUUCGGAAUCCAUGUGAAUGGACACAUAAUUGACUGUGCGUUCACGCUUACGUUUGAUCCGGUCUAUGAUAAACUGCUCGAAGCCGUAAAAGCAGCUACUAAUGCCGGAAUAAAGGCUAUCCAAUACCUCGCGCCACUUGGCGCUGUUAUUAAUUCCCCAAAUUUAAACUUUGUUACUUAA
This is a messenger RNA of Protopolystoma xenopodis, 840 nucleotides long. The record is from the annotation of a GenBank genome assembly. NCBI's taxonomy places the organism in Eukaryota, Metazoa, Platyhelminthes, Monogenea, Polystomatidea, Polystomatidae.